Molecule: messenger RNA, 1536 nt
Organism: Bombina bombina (fire-bellied toad)
Lineage: Eukaryota; Metazoa; Chordata; Amphibia; Anura; Bombinatoridae
Exons: 2
Coding region: 40-753 (237 amino acids)
Source: RefSeq, a predicted model, not a curated record
GGUACUCCUCUCUGGCAAUCUCUUUUGCAGGAAAGCGACAUGGCUACGUCAGGAGAUUCAGGCAGCGGGUUGGAGAGAGGUGCUGAGAGCGGCCAGGACUCCAUGGUGUCAGAGGAUGAGCGUCCUUCUACUUCGGGAGUCGUGGCGAUUCCAAACAGGACUGGUGUGAGAGAUGGGCCUAGAAGUGGGCCACUUCGUGCCUGGAUCGUUGGGCACUCGUUCGUACACUGGGCGGCUAUCCGAGCGGCAUCGCAACCUGGAGGGCAGCAGCUUGGGUUCUCAUUCUCCAGGGUGGUAGUUAGGUGGUUAGGGAGGAGAGGCCUUUGCUGGGCAGAUCUGCCUGGGUUACUGCAAUCCGCCAUGAGGCGGUGGGAGAAACCCCAUGUGCUGAUCAUCCACUUAGGUGGGAAUGAUCUCGGCUCAAUUCCCGGCCGGGACUUGAGCGCAGUGAUCCAAUCAGAUCUGCGCACCUUUAAAGCUUGGUUGCCUGGUGUGAGAAUGGGCUGGUCAAACAUUAUACCGAGGUUGACGUGGAGACACAUGGCCAAUCAUAGGGCAGCGUUCCAAGUUCGCAAGAAGCUCAAUAGAGAUGUUAGGAAGCUUAUGUGCGAGCUAGGUGGUUUUGUUGUGGAACACAAGUUCAUUACGGCCGCUGACCGUAGCCUGUACCGAGGCGACGGGGUCCAUCUUACGGACCAUGGCAUGGACCUGUUUAUUGAAGAUAUACGUCAGUCCCUACUCCUAUUUGUGUGAGUUGGGUGGCGGCGAGAGUGGCCCUUGAUAUUCGGGCGAUCUCGUGGCGGGUGGACAGUGUCCGGGGGCAGGAUGUGAUCGAGGUAGAGUGACGGCACUUCCGGCCAGGGAUGAAGUCCCCAGACGCGCGUCUGGGGUGUUCCCUGCCCGUGUGAUUACGAUGCCGAGAAUUCCCUGUUUUAUAGUAUUGAGCUACGCUCUGCUUCUUCUCCUGCGCCCUGGUACUGCCCAUCUUGUUAGCAUGGGUUACUACGUUUUAGCUAGUACCUGAUUGCCGCCCCCCUGGUCCAUGUUUAUUCAGACGGUCGUUAGUUCUUGUGUUGCCACAAUAAACGUGACCUGCGGGUUUUCUCUAACCAUAAAAAGUUGUUGUGUCGUUAUUUUGUGUGUUAUUUAUUUCUACGUUUAGAAACUAAGUUGAGUUUAUGUUAAACCAAGAAUGUAUAUAGUUAUAAGUUAUUCUUUCCACAGAGGAGGAUAUGGCAUUUAAUCCCUUAAGGAAAUGUAAGGCAAAUUGCCUGGAAUGCACAUAAGGGUUAAGGCCAAGACGGAGGAGGGGAGUGUUGUGUUGUGUGUGUGAAACAAUGUUGCAGAAAGAGAGGAGGGGUUCCAGCUUACCUUUUUAAGCCCAGUACAGGAAGCACAUGUCCUCUUUCUGCUGUUUUUCUCAAAGUUUUCCCCACCCUUCCCUCCCUUUGUUUAUUAUUUUGCAAUCAGUAGGGGGAUCCGUCCUUAUGGUGGUCCCCAGGGACUAGGGCUAUCCGAAGGCUUGAUGAGGGCUAG